GGAAGUCAAUCGUAGAGGUUGAUGUGGACCCGCCCAUUUUUACCAACUUUCUCCGGAUUCGUCCAAACACCUGUAACGGUUAUUUGUGUCGACUAAGGAUGGAGCUGAUUGGAUGCGACGGAAUUGAUCACUGUAUAAAUGUGACUUGCCUGAACAACGGAACAUGUAUAGACGGCCUGGACGAUUACAGCUGCGCAUGCGUGCCUGGGUUCACUGGCAAGGACUGCGAAAUCAAUAUUGACGAAUGUGAGUCCGGUCCAUGUCAAAAUGGCGGCACCUGCAUCGACGGAGUUAAUGGUUACAGUUGCACAUGCGCACCAGGGUAUACCGGUCUGACCUGUGGAACAGAUAUUGACGAAUGUCUGUCCGGUCCAUGUCAAAAUGGCGGCACCUGCAAUGAUGAAAUAGGCAGCUACAGCUGCACAUGCGCACCAGGGUAUGGGUACAAUGGCCUUACCUGUGUCAUAGAUACUGACGAAUGUCUGUCCGGUCCAUGUCAAAAUGGCGGCACCUGCAUUGAUGGAAUAGGCAGCUACAGUUGCACAUGCGCACCAGGCUACACAGAUCUGAACUGUGGAACAGAUACUGACGAAUGUCUGUCCGGUCCAUGUCAAAAUGGCGGCACCUGCAUCGACGGAGUCAAUGGCUACAGCUGCACAUGCGCACCAGGAUACACUGGUCUGGCCUGUGAAACAGAUAUUGACGAAUGUCUGUCCGGUCCAUGUCAAAAUGGCGGCACCUGCACCGACGGAGUCAAUGGUUACAGUUGCACAUGCGCACCAGGGUACAAUGGCCAGACAUGUAGAACAGAUAUUGACGAAUGUCUGUCCGGUCCAUGUCAAAAUGGCGGCACCUGCAUGGACGGUGUAAAUGCCUACAGUUGCACAUGCGCAGCAGGAUACACCGGUCAGAGAUGUACAAUAGAUAUUGACGAGUGUCUGUCCGGUCCAUGUCAAAAUGGCGGCACCUGUACUAAUGGAAUAAACGGCUAUAGUUGCACAUGCGCACCAGGGUACACCGGUCUAAACUGUGGAACAAAUACUGACGAAUGUCUGUCCGGUCCAUGUCAAAAUGGCGGCACCUGCACUGAUGGAGUAAAUGGGUACACUUGCACAUGCGCACCAGGGUACACCGGUCUGACCUGUGGAAUAGAUACUGACGAAUGUCUGUCCGGUCCAUGUCAAAAUGGCGGCAUCUGUACGGAUGGAGUUAAUGGCUACAUCUGCACAUGCGCACCAGGGUACACCGGUCAAACAUGUUUGACAGAUACUGACGAAUGUCUGUCCGGUCCAUGUCAAAAUGGCGGCACCUGCAUUGAUGAAAUAAACGGCUACAGUUGCACAUGCGCACCAGGGUACACUGGUCAGACAUGUGUAAUAGAUAUUGACGAAUGUCUGUCCGGUCCAUGUCAAAAUGGCGGCACCUGCAUUGACGGAGUCAAUGGCUACAGCUGUACAUGUGCACCAGGGUAUACCGGCCAGACUUGUGGAACAAAUAUUGACGAAUGUCUGUCCGGUCCAUGUCAAAAUGGCGGAACCUGCACUGAUGAUAUAAACGGCUACAGCUGCACAUGCGCACCAGGGUACACUGGUCUGACAUGUGGAUCAGAAACUGACGAAUGUCUAUCCGGUCCAUGUCAAAAUGGCGCCACCUGCAUUGACGGAAUAAAUGGCUACAGCUGCACAUGCGCACCAGGGUACACGGACAUGAGCUGUGGAACAAAUACUGACGAAUGUCUGUCCGGUCCAUGUCAAAAUGGCGGCACCUGCACUGAUGGAGUUAAUGGGUACAGUUGCACAUGCGUACCAGGGUAUACUGGUCUGACCUGUGUGAUAGAUAUUGACGAAUGUCUGUCCGGUCCAUGUCAAAAUGGCGGAACCUGCAUUGAUGACAUAAACGGCUACACUUGCACAUGCGCACCAGGGUACACCAGUCUGACCUGUGGUUCAGAUACUGACGAAUGUGUGUCCGGUCCAUGUCAAAAUGGCGGCACCUGCACCGACGGAGACAAUGGCUUCACUUGCACAUGCACACUAGGGUACAGCGGUCUGACAUGUGGUACAGAUAUUGACGAGUGUCUGUCCGGUCCAUGUCAAAAUGGCGGAACCUGCAUUGAUGGCAUAAACGGCUACACUUGCACAUGCGCACCAGGGUACAUCGGCGAGACCUGUGGGAUAGAUACUGACGAAUGUCUGUCCGGUCCAUGUCAAAAUGGCGGCACCUGCAUUGAUGGAGUCAAUGGCUUCACUUGCACAUGCGCACCAGGGUACACUGAUUCGAAAUGUGGGAUAGAGACUGACGAAUGUCUAUCACUGCCUUGUCUGAAUGGGGGGACUUGUAUCGACGGCAUCAACGGAUACACCUGCCGUUGCCUAGCGGGUUUUAACGGAACUGCAUGUGAAAACGGCAAGUACAGAACACGUUGUUAUACAUUGCAUUGCGAGUCUUUGUAACACAUCAUUUGCUUGCCUCGAUAGCAGAAUUGCCUGAUGUGCAAAAUGAAACAUCAGCUGUCAGUUGUCAAGGAGGUCAUGUAACAAAAAACACCUGUGAA
Molecule: messenger RNA, 2554 nt
Organism: Branchiostoma belcheri (Belcher's lancelet)
Lineage: Eukaryota; Metazoa; Chordata; Leptocardii; Amphioxiformes; Branchiostomatidae
Product: fibropellin-1-like
Exons: 21
Coding region: 99-2453 (784 amino acids)
Biological process (GO): establishment or maintenance of epithelial cell apical/basal polarity; heterophilic cell-cell adhesion
Cellular component (GO): plasma membrane; protein-containing complex
Molecular function (GO): calcium ion binding
Source: RefSeq, a predicted model, not a curated record